AAAAUGUCUGCAAGCCCGUCCCCGUCCGCCGGUGGCGAUAGCAAGCCCAGUGAUCAGAUCCAUUUCCGCUUCUGUCGCGAAUGGUAGGUUUCCCUCGAUAGACAUCCGACUGAACAUGUGCUAACAAUCGGUAGCUCCAACUUGCUUUAUCCGAAAGAAGACCGCAUCAACAACCGGUUGAUGUUCACCUGCCGAACCUGCCACGUCGGCGAGCCCGCGACCUCCUACUGCGUCUACCAAAACAAGCUGAACACCCAAGUCGGAGACACAGCUGGUGUGACUCAGGAUGUGGGAUCUGAUCCUACGGUUUGUCUCCCGGGUUUCUGUACUCAUUGUGGGGAGGAGAUCACCUGCUUCGUCUGUGACUCGUCAUCCGAGGACUCCUUGUCCGAAGAGGACUAUGACGGGUUCUCGUUGGCAUAAGACCCAGCAGGUCUCGUGUCAUGGAUACAUUCUAAGAUGUCUUGAAAUUUCCGUGGCUAAUACACACUCUCAUUAGCUUCCACGAUCCAACAAGCUCUGCCCGAGCUGCGGCGAAGCCGAAGCAGUCUUCUUCCAGUCCCAACAGCGAUCCGCCGAAACGGGAAUGAAACUUUACUACGUCUGCUGCGCGUGCGGCAAUGUCUUCGUCUGAUUCU
Molecule: messenger RNA, 638 nt
Organism: Aspergillus sclerotioniger CBS 115572
Lineage: Eukaryota; Fungi; Ascomycota; Eurotiomycetes; Eurotiales; Aspergillaceae
Product: DNA-directed RNA polymerase II core subunit RPB9
Exons: 2
Coding region: 181-423 (80 amino acids)
Source: RefSeq, a predicted model, not a curated record